Molecule: messenger RNA, 2732 nt
Organism: Onychostoma macrolepis
Lineage: Eukaryota; Metazoa; Chordata; Actinopteri; Cypriniformes; Cyprinidae
Gene: hoxa11a
Product: homeobox A11a
Exons: 2
Coding region: 411-1262 (283 amino acids)
Biological process (GO): regulation of transcription by RNA polymerase II; anatomical structure development
Cellular component (GO): nucleus
Molecular function (GO): RNA polymerase II cis-regulatory region sequence-specific DNA binding; DNA-binding transcription factor activity, RNA polymerase II-specific
Source: RefSeq, a predicted model, not a curated record
UUUGUAAAUUUAAAAUAGGACAUUUUUAAAACACAGUCCAAAUGAUUUAUGUUCAACAAAGAAUGUUUUAAUUUUCACAAACUAGUAUGCCUAUUCGCAAACCAAUUAGAAAUUCAUUCGUAAUUCAGUCUGAACUUCGUUAAACAGUUUGGAUCUGCCAUUAAUUAUCUGUCACUGUCAAUAUACAAACAAAACAAGUGAGCGAGGAUCUGUCAAUUUCUUUUCUAGAUCACGUGAUCCUGGCCUCAGUUGGACUGGAUAGAGAUGGAUUUCCACGUCAUCUUACGUCUCAAAAUUUCUGCCUCGCGGAUACCCCUACAACUCGGGUAAGAGGCACGCGCACAUGAGAGCUAUGUUGUGGGCGUUGCGUAUAGGUCUCGCUAGCCCAAGCUAGAAGCUGCGCGGGUACAAUGAUGGAUUUUGACGAGAGGGUUUCCGUUGGCUCCAACAUGUAUCUGCCCAGCUGCACAUAUUACGUUCCGGGGGCUGAUUUCUCCACGUUGCCCUCUUUCCUUUCCCAAAGUCCGUCUUCUCGUCCAGUUACCUACUCUUACUCAUCUAACCUGCCUCAGGUACAGCAUGUCAGAGAGGUUACAUUCCGAGACUAUGCUAUUGACGCGUCCAGUAAAUGGCCUCACCGAGGUCCACUGGCUCAGUGUUAUCCGUCGGAGGACAUAGUACACAGGGAGUGUUUACCAGCGGCAACGACAGUUAGUGAAAUGUUCCCCAAGAAUAAUGCAUCUGCGUAUUAUCACUCAUCGAACUCGACCUCCGCGUCCAAUUUCUACGGCAAUGUUGGAAGAAACGGGGUGCUUCCUCAAGCAUUUGACCAGUUUUUUGACACCGCCUGCGGGGGCUCGGACAGCGUAGCGAACAGCGACUAUGCAGCGAGGGAUAAAAUGCACUCCAGCAAACAGCCAACGCCAGCGCCCGCACCGGAGCAGGAGUCCGAACGAAAGGAGCGACAGGAGACCAGUAGCCCCGAAUCGUCUUCCGGAAACAACGAGGAAAAGACUAGCGGUGCGAGCAGUGGACCCAGGGUUCGCAAGAAGAGAUGUCCCUAUACAAAAUUUCAAAUCCGGGAGCUCGAGAGGGAAUUUUUCUUCAGCGUGUACAUUAACAAAGAGAAACGACUUCAGCUCUCACGGAUGCUUAACCUCACCGAUCGCCAAGUGAAAAUUUGGUUCCAGAACCGGCGGAUGAAGGAAAAGAAACUAAAUCGGGACCGGUUACAGUACUACAGUACCAACCCAUUGCUCUAGGGCAAGGAAAUAACAACAGAUACAAUACAACAGCUGCAGUAAUGAGAUCACAUACGAGACGUUAUACAGACUCUCAGCGGUUAACUUCAAGUUCGUGACAAGGCACCAUUCACGUGUAUACAAUUAUAGAGAGCAUAUAGGACAUUGAAAUUCACAUUUUAAAUACGGGUUGUUUGUGCUCGUAAUGGAUAAAUGUAUACAAUUUUUGGCGAACAGAAAUAAUUUAAUUAAGAGCUCGUGAUACACACUGAUCAUGGACUAUUCCGCUUGCAGUUGUGAUGGACUACACGCGAAGAUUGAGUGAAACUGGCUGAAUUAUUUGGGUCUGAACAAGGAAAGGCUUUUGACAAGCCAUUCGUAUGGCGUUUUAUUUUUUUGUGGAGGAAUGUUGUACAGGUUGGCCUAAUGACUUUGGUGUGACCACAUAUAUAUAUAUAUAUAAAAACCUGCUAAAAUGUUAGCGUGACUGCUCCCAGUUUCCAAAUUAUUUAUUUGAUUUGCCACCAAAUAUAACUUUCAUCCAUCGUUGUUACUGAACGUCUUUAAGCAAUAACACUUUCUUCUACGGUCGUCUCUCGGGAAUGUAAACGACUCAUUACAAGCAACUGUGUACUGACUAAAAUGUGAUCAUCGAUCAUCCAAAGUUUUCACUUGCUGCAACCGAAUGGAGAACAUGCAAUCUCGCUGAAUCUCAUCCCCAAUCAUAAACAUUUUCGGACUCGAAAUUGGUAAUCUUUAUGAAGUGGACUCUUUCGGGCUUAAGAAAUAACGUUUUCACAAUGAUCUUAUUCGCCCAUGUUCUACUCUGCACCGCUAUGAACAUUAUCCUGGAGUUAAAACAGGGUUUGGUUGAUUGAAAUUCAGAAAAUCGUCUUUACGACAUAUACUUCCUAAAUUAAAUAAUUAAAGGGGUACAACGUAUAUUUGUAGUACACCGUUUUCUUUUCAAAUAUAUCUAUAAUUGUGUACAUAUUAUGCAUGAGUAUACACUUGCGCAUUAUGUGCAUUUAUAUAAAAAAGCAAUGUUUUGUUUUGUUUUUAUUAUUUUUCUUAAGAUCUCUCUCGGACCAUACGAAGAAGCAUUUGUUCUGACAGUUAUACCGCCACAGUGGUUACAGUACUAUUUGCAGUUAUCAUCUGAAUGUUUAUGGCCGUAGUCGUAGUGUUCAUAUAUGACAGCCUAAGAGCAAUAAACUAAGACAGUGGGAGAGAGAAAGAAAGUAGAAAAUAGUAGAAAGUAGAAGAAAGGGGGAGAGAAAGACUGAGCUUUAUGGUUGCUUGCUGCAGAGCGACAUGGCCUGGCUGGCGCAUCCUUUGAGGCUCUGAGGAAUAUCCGCCUAAUUACGGGGACAUCCUCCUUGUUGCUUCAGCAACACGACCAUAAAAGCUGUCUGUGUCUGGAGCAUUUGGGCAAUUGCAGUGUGGUGUCAUAAACCGUCUGAGAACCAAGGUUAUUAGCCACGAUUCCAA